AUGAAAAGUCACGGGGAGCUCCGGGAGGAAGCCCAGCAGGAGUUAGCUGCCCUGGAUGACCCUCCAGCCAGGCCGCUGGACAUGCUCUCCCUGGAGUCAAGGUCUUCAGCCAGAGCCCCCCCCCACCUCGCGUCUCCCCGUGGGCUGGUGGAGUCGUUGGCCAGUAUCAUGCUGCAGGACACAGACAGGCUCUCUCUCCUUCUCAUAUCCCACCAUCUCCACCAUGAGGGCAAAUUCAAAGAGGUGAAUGGCAGACCACCCCGUCUGCUGCUCCAGAGGAAGCUGAACACUAUUAAGCACCAGGUAGCUGUCUUUCCAGAGCUCCAGAGGAAGCUGCUUGCCCUCAUAGAUUCCUGGUACCAGCCUGGCUUCCACAUCUUGUAUAUUGCCAAGUAA
Messenger RNA from Microtus ochrogaster (prairie vole), 396 nucleotides. It is a transcript of the gene Exd3, whose product is annotated as exonuclease 3'-5' domain containing 3. The record is from RefSeq and is a predicted model, not a curated record. NCBI's taxonomy places the organism in Eukaryota, Metazoa, Chordata, Mammalia, Rodentia, Cricetidae.